Capsicum annuum is the source of this 2160-nucleotide messenger RNA. Its product is annotated as putative late blight resistance protein homolog R1B-13. The record is from RefSeq and is a predicted model, not a curated record. Gene Ontology annotation, biological process: defense response to other organism. Gene Ontology annotation, molecular function: ADP binding. NCBI's taxonomy places the organism in Eukaryota, Viridiplantae, Streptophyta, Magnoliopsida, Solanales, Solanaceae. The transcript is spliced from 4 exons. The coding region runs from base 1 to 2160 and encodes 719 amino acids.
AUGGUAAAUGUCAUUACCGCUGCAACUCCAGGGGAUCAAAACAUUCAUGUCAUGAUAGAGUUCCUAUUAAUUAUUCUUACUGAUAUGCUGAAGGACUUUAUUCAUCAUGACAAAUUAUUGGAUCUUUUGGCACGUGUUGGAGCACUUAUCAGGGAGGUAUCAACUCUCGUUCACGACUUAGAAGAAAUACCAAGGAAUGAAGAGAGUGCCGAUGAAGCAAAUCGGGCAACUCUAGACUUGCUGGAAAUAUUGAACUCCUCAAGGAAGAUCUCAAACAUGGAAGAAAUUGGAGUGUUGAAAGAAGACAUAGGAUUCAUAAGUUCAUUCUUCAUGAAUGCUGAGAAAGGAUUGUAUAAAGAUUUGUGGGCAUAUAUUUUAGAUGUGGCAUACGAAGCAAAAGAUGUCAUUGAUUCAAUUAUUGUUCGAGAUAAUGGUAUCUUACAUCUUAUUUUCUCACUUCCCAUUACGAUAAAAAAGAUGCUUAUCAAAGAAGAAGUCUCCAAAAUAUCUGAGAAGAUUCCAAAGAACAAGAGCCUCAUUGUAGUAAACUCUACUAAGAAAGUUGAAAACAAGUCAUUGACAACUGAUAAAAUAAUUGUAGGUUUUGAGAAGGAGACAAACUGGUUAAUUAGUAAGCUCACCAGUGGGCCGAAAGAUCUUGAUGUCAUUUCAAUCACUGGUAUGCCGGGUUCGGGCAAAACUACUUUGGCGUACAAAGUAUACAAUGAUAAGUCAGUUGCUAGACGUUUUGACAUUCGUGCAUGGUGUACAGUUGGCCAAGAAUGUGAUAAAAGAAAUUUGUUGAAUAAAGUUUAUAAUCAAGUUACUGGCCCAGAUUCAAAAUUGAUUGAGAAUAUUGAUGUUGCUGAUGAGCUAAGGAGACAUAUACUUGGAAAGAGGUAUCUUAUUCUCUUAGAUGACUUGUGGGAUACUGAUACAUGGGAUAAGUUAACAAGACCUUUUCCUCUAGCUGACAAUGAAAGUAGAAUAAUUUUGUCAUCUCGAGAUAUGGAAGUGGGUUUGUAUGGAAAGUGCAACACUGAUCUUCUUAACCUUCGAUUGCUAAGACUAGAAGAAAGUUGGGAGUUAUUAGAGAAAAGGGCAUUUGGAGAACAGAGUUUGGAAAAGAAAAAGGCUGUGUGUCUUGAAGUUCAAAAUAAUUUGAAUCCCUAUAUUUUGAACAGUGAAGUUGAUGUGAUGAAGGUUAUAGAAUUAAGUUAUGACCAUUUACCUCUUCAACUGAAGCCGUGUUUUCUCUACCUUGCACAUUAUCCGAAGGACACACAAAUCAGUAGAGAUUUGUUGAAAAUGUAUUUGCGUGCUGAAUGGCUUGUUAAAGAGAAAAGGAUGAAGAGUGUGGAAGAAGUGAUGGAGGCUUAUUUGGAUAAUUUAAUUUUCAAUAUCUUGAGAGGAAAAGUUGUUUGGCAAGGUGAUACAUCUUCUUCUUCUUCUUCUUCUUCUUCAGAUUUGAUGCCACAGAUAGUACAGAUUUAUUAUGAUAAGGAGCACUUUGGGCCUAUCAAUUUUGUCCUGCUUGAUUCAAAAAGGGAAAGGCAUUCUGGUAAACACCUAUAUUCUUUGCGGAUAAGUGGAGACAAGAUGAAAAAUCGUCUUUCUGAUGCAUGUCACCUAAGAGACUUGAGGCUUCUUAGAGUGUUGUUCCUGUGUCCCUCUUUUAUGAUGGUGAAAGAUUCUUUAUUGAAUGAAAUAGGCAUGUUGAAUCACUUGAGGUUCUUAAGAAUUGAGACAAAAUUUAAAUCUCUGCCUUCAUCUUUCUCAAACCUCAGAAAUCUAGAAUCCUUGGUGGUGACUAACAAAGGAUCAACCUUGGUACUAUUACCGAGAAUUGGGGAUCUUGUAAAGUUGCGAGUGUUGUACAUUGACGCUUGUUCUUUCUAUGAUAUGGAUACAGAUGAAUCAAUACUGAUAGAAGAGGACUCAAAGUUAGAGAAAUUAAGAGCAAUAGAGAUCCUUGUGCUUUCCUAUUCGAAAGAAACAGAGGAUAUUUUCAAAAGGUUUCCCAAUCUUCAAAGGCUUGUAUUUCAUCUCGAGGAAUCAUGGGAUUAUUCAACAGAGCGAUAUUGGUUCCUAGAAUUAGAUUUCCUUCAUGAACUAGAAUCCCUCCGAGUAGAUUUUAAAAGUUCAAACACAAAUUAUUAG